GGGAACUGGGGCAAGAUGGCAGACGCCGAAGAUGGUGUUUUGCAGCCGACUGCAUCUUCUACUGCCCCAAUUUCAUUCGCCUUUACUCGUACGUCCUCUCGGAGGCGGCUGACGGCCCUAAAUGAUGGCGCAGAGUCCGCCCCAGAGGAGAAGGAUUUCUUGAAGACCGUGGAAGGGAGGCAGCUACAAAGUGUGAAGCCCUCAGAAGUCCCCAAGGAACCUGUCAUUCCCUUGAUUCAGAAUGGCUGUCACAGGCAGCCCCUGGUCCAGCCCUCUGGGCUAUCCACAGACACCAAGACCUUGAUGGAUGAGGUACUGUCCCAGGCUGUGAAGGAACUGAUUGAGGAAACCGAGAAAUCUCUGGAGGAAAGAAAGAAUGCAAAUGCCGACUCCAUGCUCACUAUCCCCAUGAUCCAGAAAGGAUACACCUCCAACAAGGAAGGGGUAGACGGCGAACACUCAGCUGAAACCGUACCAAAAGAAGCUGAUUAUGAGGCAGUCUCUGUGGAGGCCUACGGACUGGCCAUGCUGCGGGGUAUGGGCUGGAAACCUGGCGAUGGCAUUGGACGCACUUUCAGUCAAAUAGUGAAGCCCCGUGUCAACUCAUUGAGGCCCAAGGGGUUGGGGCUGGGCGCCAACCUGGCUGAGAUGAAGGCCUUGACCUCCACCAGUUCCAACUGCCUUCCAAGAACAAAUGUGGAUCAAGAUCAGGAUGACGGGCAGGAAACGACAAGGCAGCCCGAAGGACUGAAGACGGGGACAGCCGUGACGGUCAUUUCUGGCCAUUACCGAGGUCGCUACGGGAAGGUUGAAGGCCUUGACCCUGACAAUGCUCGGGCCAUGGUGCGUCUGACAGGGGAGAACUCUGUGGUGACUGUUAGCGAGUACUGCCUGCGCCCUGUCUCCCAGCAGGAGCAUGAUGAGAACUCCAUGGAUCUCAAUCAGGAGAAUGCAACUCCCAUGGGGCGAGCAACUGACCCAACCUUGUCACAGAAGACCCUCCAAGACCAGGAUGCCCAUGCCCACCUGGAUUCAACGAGGAAGCGGAAACACCCUGUAGACCAACAAGAAGGGCCCGUGGCCAAAAGUGAGAAGACAGCUUCCAGAAGUCCACACUGGAUACACAGAGACCUGCGCGUACGCUUUGUGAACAAGCUCUACAAGAAUGGCCAGUACUACAACACCAAGAUGACAAUUGAAGAUCUCCUGAGCCCAGACACCUGUGUAUGUCGAACUGACGAAGGCCGAGUCUUAGAAGGUGUGAAGGAGAACAUGUUGGAGACACUGGUUCCCAAGACAGAAGGUGAACGCGUGAUGGUGGUGCUGGGACCACAGGCCGGAAGGGUAGGCCAGCUGCUGCGCCGUGACACAGUGCGAAGCAGGGCUUUGGUACAGCUGCACAGAGAUGGUCAGUUGGUGGAGCUGCAUUAUGACGCCGUGUGCCAGUACAUGGGCCCCAGUGACUCCGAUGAAGACUGACGGGCUCCGCUCCCAUUCCCCAGGCGGCUACCAGUUCUGUGCAGUGGGAAAGAGCAGGGAAAAGUUGCAGGCACAGACAGGGAAAUGAGUAACUGGACCAAAAGCGGGACUGAAAACAAACCCAGUAGCUAGCCAAGUGGAAUGGGCAAUAAAAACCAUUUGAAACACUUAGCAGAAGGAUGGAUUCCUAAGUGGUGUGCUCAGUGGCGAGGGGAGGUGAGAACUGAGACGCUGGAGGUGGGAACCAGUUCAUCUAUUUAGCCUCACCUCCGCACCCAGGGUGCAAGACAAGUGAGUGGACCUUACUGGUCAUGAGUUGAAUUCAGGGUCUCGAAGCAAUGGAAUCUGUCCCCUGAGCAGACGCGAUGGGACCCGGAAGGCCACAUUUCUGAACAACUUCCUGGGUGAGAACUCCAGUAGCAGGGUCCUUUUGCUCUUGGGCCAGAGCCAGCCCCCAGAGAACGUGCUGAGCUAGCGAUACAAGUUCACAGGAAGCAAGGCUUCUGCUUUACCAGUGGGAUGUGUCGGCUCUGAUUGCCAGUGCAGGUGGAGCCAGUUCAUUCCUGGGCCCUGUCUCAGUCCCAAAACUUUGGCUUAGAGGGAAGAAUCAUGUGUAUCACUUCUCUGGUGGUUCCGCCCAAUUGUAUGCCCAGAAAGGUAUUGUCAGAGAAUCCCCCACCUUUCUCCUAUCCAGCAGGCUGAGUGAGGUACACAGUCAGUGAGGGAAGUCAGAGCUCCACUCACACCUGUUCUUUGGGGAUCAUCCCCAGUCACUAAGCCGUCAAUGUAACCAGUGGCAUUUGAGUUAGAUCUCAGCCACUGGUAGAAAUUCCCAGCAGCUCAGAAUAGGGGCACAGCGCCUGAGAAUUGACAUGCUUACCCUAGGGCAGGAUCCAACAAGGUCAAGUGCUGUCCCCGCAUAGCAAAGGCAGGCAACUGUUGAGAGCCGAAAUCUAGAGUAUUAGAAAAAACCAGGAGUUGCGCAGAACAGUGACCAUGUGCCCAGCAAGGGAUGACACAGGAAAGCUCUGCGAUAUAGAAUCAUGGCUUGAAGGACACACCUGUUUAAUUUACCAUCCCGAAUGAAUUGCAGAAUUGGGAUGUUCUUCAAGACUGGCCAAACAGGGUUGUUCGGGCAGACAGUGGGGAGCAGAGCACCCGCCCCAGCUCCCCCAUGCUCUGUCCUAGCUGGGAUUACCAUGCACCACAGCGCUGGCCCCAGCUCCUCAUGCUUUUUCAUUCUGGUUUUCCACAUACCCAUGUAUGUGCUUAACCCAGCUGAGAAGGCCACCUCCUUUCUGCAGAUGGUAGUAAGGCAGUCUUGGCCAUCCCCGUGAGAAACUGGGACUGGCUGUGCUUCCCCCAGAAGAGGCCCUCCUGAUUGCUCCUUUGGAGGACAGGGUUUCGUACAGAGACGUGGAGGCAGGAUAAGGAGGCUCUCCCCAUCUGCCCCUGGUGAGCAGCACACGCACACACACACACAUACACACGCACGCACGUUUCUAGAGACCGUUGAGAAGGGCGUGCAAGCAGCAACAGCUCCUGGGAGGCUACCAGUUCCCCACAGGCCACUCAACACCCGGGCACCAUGACCUGCGCAAUCUGCCCAGGCCGGACACCACAGAGAUUGAGCAAGAUGUGGGUACAAAAGCAUCUGCCUCUUGUGCCAAGUCUCUAGAAGUUUCCCGCAGGGUGCCGCCUCUGUCAAACCCCAUCCAGGCUCCAAGCCAGGCAGCAGACUCCAUACACAGGUUCUCUGCCUUGCUGAGAGAAGGGAGUUACCUGCUUGACAGGGGCUACUGCCAGGGCUAAAUGUGGUUCAUUUGUUCAUUUUCAAACUGCUCAUUAAACACUGUGCUGCCGGCUUUGUGGUGCAGCCGGGUUAAGCCAAUGCCUGUGAUACCGGCAUCCCAUAUGAUUGCGGGUUCGAGUCCCAGCUGCUCCACUUCUGAGCCGGUUUCCUGCUAAUGCAUCUGGGAAACCAGCAGAAGAUGGCUUGAAUACUUGGGCCCCUGUUCACCCACUUGAGAGACCCAGAUCAAGUUCCAGGCUCCUGACUUCAGCCUGGCCCAGCCCCAGUCAUUAUGGACAAGUACGGAGUGAACCAGCUGAUAGAAGACUUCUCUGCCUCUCUCCUUCUAACUCUGCCUUUCAAAUAAUUUUUUUUUGUUAAAAAGAAAGCACUGUGUGCUAAGUAUAUCACUGUAUUAAAGGAAUGAAUAAGGAAUUAAUGUCUAAUUUUA
Molecule: messenger RNA, 3722 nt
Organism: Lepus europaeus (European hare)
Lineage: Eukaryota; Metazoa; Chordata; Mammalia; Lagomorpha; Leporidae
Gene: GPKOW
Product: G-patch domain and KOW motifs
Exons: 11
Coding region: 16-1479 (487 amino acids)
Biological process (GO): mRNA splicing, via spliceosome
Cellular component (GO): spliceosomal complex
Molecular function (GO): nucleic acid binding
Source: RefSeq, a predicted model, not a curated record